GAAGCUUAUUGUGAUUACAACAGUGGAGGAUGUUCCUAUCCAUCACCUUACAAGCGGCUGUUCUCUGAUUACCAUUAAGCAUGGCCACGCCCGCACUUAACUUCUGACAGUGGGGAAAGAGGCUGUGUGUGAUAGCUUGGAAGGUUUACUACUGCCUCAAGUCCUCUUCUCUGCAGUUGAGGUUUCAGGUUUCAAUCCUCCCAAUACCACAAGACAGAGCACCGGGCGGCUGCCGCCUCCGCCUCCGCCUCCGCGCCUUAACCUAGGCGGCUUGCCGAAGAUUUCAGCCCCGCGGCCGCGCACUUGCCCUGCCCUAGACCAGGGUUGGGCGCAGCGGCGGAGGUUGCUUCUGGGCUGCGCGAGCUGCGCGCGCUGGGAGGCGGCCAUCGCAGCUGGGCCGGGACUUCCUUCCUCCACCGCACGACAACAAAACAACCCUGCAGCAGGCACUGAGUGCUUGGCAGCUGUCUGGGCGAGAGGCACAGCGAUGGGCUCCGUGCUGAGCAGCGACAGCGGCAAAUCGGCUCCCGCCUCUGCCACCCCGCGGGCCCUGGAGCGCAGGGGGGACCCGGAGUUGCCCGUCACGUCCUUCGACUGCGCCGUGUGCCUUGAGGUGUUACACCAGCCUGUCCGGACCCGCUGUGGCCACGUAUUCUGCCGUUCCUGUAUUGCUACCAGUCUAAAGAACAACAAAUGGACCUGUCCUUAUUGCCGGGCAUAUCUUCCUUCAGAAGGAGUUCCAGCAACUGAUGUAGCCAAAAGAAUGAAAUCAGAGUAUAAGAACUGCACUGAGUGUGACACCCUGGUUUGCCUCAGUGAAAUGAGGGCACAUAUUCGGACCUGUCAGAAGUACAUAGAUAAGUAUGGACCACUACAAGAACUUGAGGAGACAGCAGCGAGGUGUGUAUGUCCCUUUUGUCAAAGGGAACUGGAUGAAGACAGCUUGCUGGAUCACUGUAUUACUCAUCACAGAUCGGAAAGGAGGCCUGUGUUCUGUCCACUUUGCCGUUUAAUACCCGAUGAGAAUCCAAGCAGCUUCAGUGGCAGUUUAAUAAGACAUCUGCAAGUUAGUCACACUUUGUUUUAUGAUGAUUUCAUAGAUUUUAAUAUAAUUGAGGAAGCUCUUAUCCGAAGAGUCUUAGACCGGUCACUUCUUGAAUAUGUGAAUCAGUCGAACGCCACAUAAUUUUAUUAAAACGAAGGGAAAAGGGACCACUGAAUUGCACCAUUUAAGAUGCUGCUUGAACAAAUUGAAGGGAAGUUGUCAGUGCUUGAUGGGCAAAAAUGUACAACACAGUUAUAUGUUUGUCCAUGUUUAUUGUUAUAGUGCAUUUAAAAACUGCUUUAAUUUUGAUGAUUUAAAUCUGUUUUACAUCCUUGAGAUUCCUACACAUCUAACAAAAAAAAAACUGUCUAUAUCAGUCGUUAUUAUAUGGAAAAGACACAUGGUAGGCAAGUGGGUGGAGGAUCUCGGUUUGCAAAUUAGAUAACACUCUGUGUAUAAUGCUACAUAUUAAUAACUACCAUCAUGGUUAGGCACGAUAACUGAUCUUUGUUCUAUGUAAAAAAAUAGAGAGUGAAACAAAAUGCAGACAUUCAAAGAAAUAAGAAGUCUGCUCCAAUGCUCUUGCUCUAAUCUCUAAUAGAUUAACAUUAAUAAUCUUGUACGGGAGUUGGAAAGGAAAAUUUUGGAAGUCAAGAAAGUCCAUUUAGGCCGGACGCAGUGGCUCACGCUUGUAAUCCCAGCACUUUGGGAGGCUGAAGCAGGUGGAUCACGAGGUCAGGAGUUCGAGACCAGCCUGGCCAACACUGGUCUCUGUGAAACCCCGUUUCUACUAAAAAUACAAAAAUUAGCUGAGUGUGGUGGUGGGCGCCUAUAAUCCCAACUACUUGGGAGGCUGAGGCAGAAGAAUCGCUUGAAUCCAGGAGGCAGAGGUUACAGUGAGCCGAGAUCAUGCCAGUACACUCUAGCCUGGGUGACAGAGCUAGACUCCAUCUCAAAAAAAAAAAAAAAAAAUCCAUUUAACCAAAUUAUAUUACAUAAUACUGUAACAAAAUAAGUUUUGUGUUAGAAAAGUAUACUUAAUUCUUUGACUUUUUAUAACUAUGCAUACAUAAGAAUUCAAUAUUUUUCAAAUAUUUGUAGUUUAUUUUGAAAUAUUUCUAUAAUAUAGGCAAUUUCUUAAAAACCAUCAGGUGAUACUUACAGUAGAAGUAUUCACAUCCAAACUUUUUAGUAUAAAACCCUAAGGGUUUUGAUUUCUUUUUUGAUUGUAACAUUUUAAAAAUUAUGAAAUAAAAGUACUGAAAGCUAGACACAAAAUUUAUAGCUGAAUGCUUUAUUAUAAGGAAAUACUCUUUUAGGGCUCAGCCAGUCACCCCACAUGUCCUUUUUGUGUCCUGUCAACAAUUACAACCCCACAAAAGUAACCACUAGACUGAUUUAAAUGGUAAUCACUUUGUUGCAUUUGAUUACUGCUGUAACACCUAAAUGCAUAUAUCUAUAUUUUAAUAUUAUCAAUUUAAAAUUAUUAAAUGUAUAUUUUAUUUUACAUCUCUUUUUUAAUCUAGAAGUUCCUCCUUCUUUCCAGUUCCUUAGAAUUUACCUGGUGAAGAACCUGAUCCUAGGACCUGUAGAGUUUCACAUACUUUGUAUUUUGCUGAUUGCACACUCAUGGCACAGUUCAGCACAUUCCCCUGUCCUCUAGAUAUCAGCACACGGGGCAGGUUCAGGCACAUUGAAUUUGAGAAGACUUUGGUUCAGUCCUUUGGCAAGACUGUAAAUCAUGGUGUGUUCUUUCUUUUCUUUUCUUUUCUUUUUUUUUUUUUUUUUGAGACAGAGUUGCACUCUGUUGCCCAGGCUGGAGUGCAGUGGCAUGAUCUUGACUCACUGCAACCUCCAU
Messenger RNA from Rhinopithecus roxellana (golden snub-nosed monkey), 2903 nucleotides. RefSeq names its product ring finger protein 125 (gene RNF125). The record is from RefSeq and is a predicted model, not a curated record. Gene Ontology annotation, biological process: protein polyubiquitination; ubiquitin-dependent protein catabolic process. The coding region runs from base 488 to 1186 and encodes 232 amino acids. Gene Ontology annotation, molecular function: ubiquitin protein ligase activity. NCBI's taxonomy places the organism in Eukaryota, Metazoa, Chordata, Mammalia, Primates, Cercopithecidae. The transcript is spliced from 6 exons.